Messenger RNA from Caenorhabditis bovis, 828 nucleotides. NCBI's taxonomy places the organism in Eukaryota, Metazoa, Nematoda, Chromadorea, Rhabditida, Rhabditidae. The record is from the annotation of a GenBank genome assembly.
AUGUCCCGUCCGGACGCUUAUUAUACACGUGUCGACGGAAAUCGCGAGCACACUGUCGUCAUUUUUGGAUGGUCCGGCGCCGCCGACAAGAAUGUUCAAAAAUACUCGCAAUUUUAUAAUUCGUUAGGAUAUCCGACGAUUCGAUUCACGGCCGAAACGGAAAUUCAAGGAUUUGGGGUGAAAAACCUUCGAAACGUCGAGAAAUUGGCGCAGUGCAUCGAAACGCAUGCCUCCGACAGUCGACUGAUCCUUCAAGUGAUGAGCAUGAACGGCUUCGCCUCGUUGUGCUCGCUUCACCUUCAACAACCGCACCUUGGCGUAUUGCAACGAGCCGAUGGGAUAUUAUUCGAUAGCUGUCCGAUUCAAAGUGUCGAUUUCGGUUGGAGGAACUUCAAAAGCUACUCGGACGUUCUGGAUUUUGUCAUCAGCGAGAAAACGAGAGAAUCGAACGCGCUAGUGAAAUCGUAUUACCAAAUUUGGAAACUUGUCGAGAUUGCGCGAGAUGUCUAUCAGCAUUAUAGGAACAGAUAUUUGAUAUUAUUGGGAAUUUAUACCGCAGAUCAACUCUCGUGCUAUCAUUAUCUAAUGAAUCAUCCGAAUUUGCCGAAAAUUCUUGCGUUUGUCUAUUCGGACGCCGAUAUUAUUUGCUAUUCGGAGUACAUGGAGAUUAAUAACCUGACGCUCAUCAAUUUGGUGCUGAAAUUCGCUGGUCCGAUGCAUGAAGCUGACCUGAGCUUGUAUCUACUCGGAAUUCAGCUCAUGUGCUCGGCGCUCGCCUUCUUCAUUCGAUUAUAUUUGGCUUCUUUUGUGUAUGAUGCCGUUGAUUGA